AUGGCCGCGCAGCAGCACGACGGAGGCGCUACGGACAUCCUCUCGCUACUAUCCGUUUGGAGCAGCAACUUCACCACUCAGACCACAAAGGCCUUCAGCGAGCUACGCGUUUACGACUACAUCCGCCUCGUCACCAUCAUCGGCGCGUAUUGCCUGCUGAGACCUUACUUGAUGAAGCUGGGAGCGCAUCUUCAGAAAAAGCAACACCAAGCCGACUCGCAAUCAGACCAAAUCGAAGCUAGCGCAACUUUAUCGGCGAACGACCUGCGCGGAAGGAAAAAGCAGCCCAAGAUCGCGAUACCAGGCGUCGACAGCGACAGCGACAGCGAGGACGAAGACAAGGAUGACUGGGGCCGCGCGGCCAGGCUUCGCCAGCGCAAGUUCGUCCGCCAGAUGCUCGAAGCCCACGAGCAGAAACUGCGCGAGGAAGCCGAGGCCGAUAGCGACAAAGAGAUAGAGGAGUUUCUGAUCGACUGA
Messenger RNA from Lasiodiplodia theobromae, 477 nucleotides. Its product is annotated as Trafficking pga2 protein. Gene Ontology annotation, biological process: protein transport. The record is from RefSeq and is a predicted model, not a curated record. The transcript has 2 exons. The coding region runs from base 1 to 477 and encodes 158 amino acids. NCBI's taxonomy places the organism in Eukaryota, Fungi, Ascomycota, Dothideomycetes, Botryosphaeriales, Botryosphaeriaceae.